GUACAUACAAUCAGCGAAAGGGAGACAAGAGUGAAGAAAUUUGAAGAAUCUUAGCCAUAAAUCAAAUUUCGAAUUCUUUUGGUGCUAGCCUUUUCCUCGCUUAAGGGAAUCCUGGAGUUGUUUGGUUUACCAUGAACUUUAUUCCAAUUCUUUUUGGCUGCAUAGAACAACAACAAAUCCUAGGUUUUCUUUUUUUUAAGUUUCCUUUGGACGUCAGCUCUCAGCAGAUAAAAAAGAAUAAUAAUAAAGAAAAGCCACCUACGAUCCUCGAAUUUUCCAUAAUCGACGUUUGUAGAAGCGCGCGUUAUCUAGAAAUCUGAUGACACCGUUUUAUCCUUAUCUGCUUUUCUGUGAGCAAUUAUGCGAUGAUACACUGUUGUAGGGAUUUCAAUAAAGCUUCGAACGUUGUACCGCGUGGUGUGAUCCAUUGUAUUUCUGUGUGUUAAAACUGAUCGAGUGGAACCGGAAAUUAUUUUUCGAUAAUGAUACUUGUUCGAAUUAGCUAUCUAGCUAUCUGCCGUUACAUAUUAUUAUAAGCGUCUGGACACGUCGACGCCGCGACAGUCAUUAGCGGAGUUUCGUAGUAGUCUCAAAUCCGACACCAGCCUGUCGCUGUCAUCAUGACGAAUUCCAGAAGAACGUCGCAGGCGAGGAGGGUUUCUCUCGGAGUUGGCGGGGCCUUGGUGGAACGUCCAGCUGAGCCGGAGCGAGGCAGCUGGUCCAACCAGAUCGAGUUUGUUCUAUCCUGCAUCGGAUACGCUGUCGGCAUCGGCAACGUCUGGCGGUUCCCUCUUUUCAUAUAUCGCAAUGGCGGCGGAGCCUUUUUAAUACCAUUCAUAUGUAUGUUAAUUACAAUGGGCCUGCCGAUAUUCUUCCUCGAACUCUGUAUAGGCCAAUAUACUGGGUUGGGACCUAUAAAAGCUUUUAGUCGCAUGGCACCGGGUUUUCACGGUCUCGGUUAUUGUACCUUGGUGGUGAUUCUGUUCGUGCUGAUAUACUACAUGAUAAUAGUCACAUGGACUUUAUUCUAUACUUUCGCUUCCUUCUCCAAAAAACUCGCCUGGGCGUACUGCGAUAACAGUUUCAACACGGAGAAUUGUUACAGUGGCCUCGAAGAUGUGAAAUGUAAGGAAAUUUCUGAGUGGAAUAUGUUUUAUAAUAGAAGCUGCAUCGCUAUCCAAGACUUUUGUAAUAAAUACGGUUACGAUGAUCAUAACAGUACCCACUGUUUUCGGGCUGACGAGGUCAAACCUUUCGCUGAAAUAUAUAAUAGAACAUUGUCGUCCGAGGAAUAUUUCAGAGAUUACGUACUUGGUUUACGCGGUGCUACAUGGGAAAACUUCGGAAGUAUACGAUGGGAAUUGUUUGGCUGUCUCACUCUGGCCUGGGCCGUCUGCUUCGUCUGUCUGGUCCGCGGUAUUCAAACCAUCGGCAAAGUCGUCUAUUUUACCGCGCUCUUCCCUUACUUCGUUCUCGUAGCUCUGUUAAUAAGAGGUGUUACAUUGGAGGGUGCCGAAGAAGGCAUCAAAUGGUUCAUUUACCCAAAGUUUGAGACACUACAGGGCGCUAACGUGUGGGCGGAUGCUGCAUCGCAGAUCUUUUAUUCACUCGGCAUCGCCUGCGGGUCUUUGGUCACUCUCGCGAGUUACAGCAACUUCAGCAACAAUUGCCACAGAGACGCUAUUUUUGUCACUCUGACGAAUUUAUUCACAUCCGUUUUCGCCGGCUUUGUCAUAUUCUCCGUGCUUGGAUUCUUGGCCCAGCGGAUGCAAGUGCCGAUCGACAAGGUGGUCCAGAGCGCGGAGGGAUUAGCUUUUAUCGUUUAUCCGGAGGCGGUGGCGCGCAUGCCGCUGCCGAAUCUCUGGGCUGUUCUAUUCUUCUUUAUGCUCUUCAUACUCGGUCUCGGCAGUCAAUUUGCAGGCGUGCAAGCGAUAAACACCGCUAUACUGGACAGGCGUCCGGAUUUGCGAAAAUACGAGGGUUUCGUGAUAUUGGGUAUAUGCGUCGUCUGCUGGCUCCUAGCGAUUCCGAUGGUAUUCGACGGCGGUAUCUACCUGUUCAAACUGAUGGACUGGCAUACUGCCUCCUGGGCGAUCCUAUUGAUCGGUUUUGCAGAGGUCAUUGUGGCUUCCUGGUUCUACGGAUGCAACAGAUUUUUGGGUAAUCUGGCUGAAAUGAAAAUGGGCUUCGGUUCAAUCCUUUAUAAAUAUUGGUGGGUCAGCUGGGUUAUUCUCGCUCCAGUCACUUGCCUGGGAGUCUUUGGAUAUCAACUAGAUCAAACCGACUUUCGGGGGAGUUACGGCACGUAUACGUUUCCUAUCUGGGCGAGCAUAAUUGGUAUUGGAAUUGGAUUGGCGACGUUGCUGCCGUUCCCGGUCUUCUUCGUUCUACAAUGGUGGAAAGCGGAGAGCUUUUUGAGUCUUUUCCGUCCGUCGCCAUUAUGGGGACCAGUUAAGAAGACAGAUGUCCAAGACAAUGACAGUGUCAGUGUCAGCACCGCGGUGGUCAAUCCGGCGUUCGCUUCUUAGGAAAAAGUAUAAAUUGAACGUUCCUGUACAGAUAAAAUCUAAGAUUUGAAGGAAGUCCUGAAACACACAGGGUGAUUUCCAAUACAGCUGUGGGCAGAUAAUUUCAGUUUAGCACGUAAAAAUACCUAGAAAAAGCUUAUAUAUCCGUGGAUUGAUUGCUCACUUGCAGUGAAUAUUCAAAUUCACCAUUUUAUAAUUAAACAAGUCUUAACAAUGACACACUUUUCUCGAAAGAUCUAUAUUCAUAGGACAAGAAGUGUAACAGAACAUUGCAUUAUUGUAAUAAAAUGAAUAAAUUGUGCGAGUUACCUCGGCUAGAUUUAA
Molecule: messenger RNA, 2852 nt
Organism: Ooceraea biroi (clonal raider ant)
Lineage: Eukaryota; Metazoa; Arthropoda; Insecta; Hymenoptera; Formicidae
Product: sodium- and chloride-dependent glycine transporter 2
Biological process (GO): amino acid import across plasma membrane; nitrogen compound transport; sodium ion transmembrane transport
Cellular component (GO): plasma membrane
Molecular function (GO): glycine transmembrane transporter activity; amino acid:sodium symporter activity
Source: RefSeq, a predicted model, not a curated record